Messenger RNA from Fomitopsis serialis, 4797 nucleotides. RefSeq names its product coatomer WD associated region-domain-containing protein. Gene Ontology annotation, biological process: retrograde vesicle-mediated transport, Golgi to endoplasmic reticulum; intra-Golgi vesicle-mediated transport; endoplasmic reticulum to Golgi vesicle-mediated transport. Gene Ontology annotation, cellular component: COPI vesicle coat. The transcript has 24 exons. Gene Ontology annotation, molecular function: structural molecule activity; protein binding. Bases 1 to 4797 code for a protein of 1598 amino acids. The record is from RefSeq and is a predicted model, not a curated record. Lineage: Eukaryota; Fungi; Basidiomycota; Agaricomycetes; Polyporales; Fomitopsidaceae.
AUGGCUAAACGAUCCGCAUCUGGAAUAGCACGUCGCGCAACUGUGUUUUCAUCCAAAGGAGGAUCGGUCGUCUCCGCGUCGCAAGACCAAACUGUGCGUGUCUGCGACAUCUCAGGUCUAAGGAAGAGCACCCCGAACUCGGCACCAGGCGGCACUUUCGAUACUUUCGACACCUUCUCGACCGUCAAGUACGUACUUGAAGGCCAUGACUGCGGUGUCAACUACGCGACGUUCCACCCUACCCUCCCUCUCAUCGUUUCUGCUGCGGACGACCGGCAAAUCAAGAUCUGGCGUAUGAGCGACACGAAGGCCUGGGAGGUCGACGCAUGCAGGGGACACUUCAACAAUGUGUCGACAGCGCUGUUCCAUCCCAAGCAUGAGCUCAUCGUGUCAUGCGGCGAAGACAAGACCGUACGGGUGUGGGACCUGACGAAACGAUCUGCCGUGCAGACAUUCCGACGGGAGAAUGAUCGCUUCUGGACCCUUGCUGCCCAUCCCGAGUUGAACCUCUUCGCAGCGGGCCACGACAACGGCUUGAUCGUCUUCAAGCUUGAGCGUGAGAGACCUGCCUUCGCUGUGCAUGACGACUCUGUCUUCUAUGUGCGGGAUAAGUAUGUACGCUCGUACGACAUCAACACCGGCUCGGAUCUCGGUCUGCUCAGCCGUGCCGUCGUGUUGACGAUUUCGUCGGACAAUGGCUUGUUCGAGCUCACGGCCCUGCCGAAGGAUGCUGUCGGGGAAGUGAAGGACUCGUCUACAGACGGCAAGCGUGGAAGCGGUCAUGCCGCCAUCUUCGUCGCCAGGAACAGAUUCGCGGUCUUGAACAAGACCACCCAGUUGAUUGAAGUGCGCGACCUGCAAAACUCAAUUGUCAAGUCUAUCAAGCCACCGGUCCAGACGAACGAGAUCUUCUAUGGUGGAACCGCGAGCCUCAUUCUCAGCUCGGCGACGUCAGUGCUACUUUACGAUAUCCAACAGCAGAAGAAGCUCGCGGAGAACACUACUCCGCCGGUCAAGUACGUUGUCUGGAGCCCGGACGGUACAUUGGUUGCCCUCCUCAGCAAGCACACGAUCACCAUCGCGAACAAGAACUUCUCGCAGCACACCCUCAUUCACGAAACGAUUCGGAUCAAGUCUGGUGCUUGGGACGACUCCGGCGUCUUCAUCUACUCGAUGUUGAACCACAUCAAGUACUGUCUUGCACAGGGGGAUCACGGCGUCAUCUGCACGCUCGACAAUCCUGUAUACUUAACGCGUGUCAAGGGAAAGACCGUCCACUGCCUUGAUCGAUCUGCACGCCCCAGGACCAUCACCAUCGACCCGACUGAAUACCGAUUCAAACUGGCUCUGUUGCGCAACAAUCAUGAGGAGAUGCUGCACGUCAUCCGCACGUCCAACCUACUGGGUCAGAGUAUCAUCGCGUACCUGCAGCAGAAGGGUUUCCCGGAGAUUGCAUUGCAUUUUGUCCAAGACAAGAACACGCGAUUCGAUCUUGCGAUUGAAUGCGGGAACAUUGAAGUCGCGUCGGAAAUGGCCCGCGCACUCGAUCGACCUGAGUGCUGGGAGCGACUGGCGCAGCAAGCUCUGAAACAGGGCAACCACAAGAUCGUCGAGAAGGCCUUCCAGCAGACGAAGAAUUUCGACCGCCUGUCCUUCUUAUACCUCGCUACGGGAAGUGCCGACAAACUGCUCAAGAUGCAGAAGAUCGCUGAUUCGAGGGGUGAUCCCAAGUCUCGAUUGCACAACGCGCUGUAUUCGGGCGACAUUUUGGGACGCAUCGCUGUGCUGCGAGACGUCGGCCUUCAUCCUCUUGCUUAUCUCACGGCGAAGACAAACGGGCUCGACGACAUUGCUCUGCAGAUCCUCGAGGCUGCUGGCCUCACCGAAGCGGAUGUCGAUGACAUCCCGGCGUUCGGUCCCUCUACGUUGCGACCCCCGCCAGUGGUCACUCCGAUUGAAAACCUGACCUGGCCCUCGGUCUUGAUCGGUGACAGCUUCUGGGACCGUGCACUCGCUAACGGGCAUCUGGAAGACGGUGCGCCGGCACCAUACAUGAACGGUCACGACACGACAGGUGCUACCGCGUCUUCGGCUCUUGAUGAAUGGGCCAAGGAAGAGGAGGAAGAGGAGGAGGCCGAAGUGGAGGAAGAUGCGUGGGACCUCGCCCCCGAUGCUGACGAGCUUGAGCCAGAAGAAGAGGAGGAGGAGGAACUCCCAGAGGAUGAGGUUGAGCUGGGAGCAGGCGCCGCACCUGGUAUCAGCGAGACGGAACUUUGGAUGCGCAACUCACCGUUCGCUGGUGAUCACAUUGCGGCCGGUUCGUUUGACACGGCUAUGCAGUUGCUGAGCAGACAGUUCGGUGUGGUCAACUUCGUGCACCUCAAGCCGCUCUUCCUCUCCACAUAUCGCUCGGCACACGUCUACCUCUCCCCUCUCGCGUCAUUGCCGCCCUUGCAGUUGCAUUUGAGGCGCAACCCGCAAGAAUCGUCUUCUAGCAGAGUGCUGCCUGUCGCUGUCAAAACGCUCGCCGCGUUACGCGCAGAAAUUACCGAGGGGUGCCGACUACUUUCUGGUGCAAAACUGCCGGAAGCGCAGGACACUUUCCGCUCUGUACUACGCGAGCUUCUGCUCAUACCUAUCGCCUCCGACGGGGACGCCAACCUCUGGCGGGACAUGGUCACCAUGUCCAAGGAGUACAUCCUGAGUGUGAGCUUAGAAGUUGAGCGCAGACGUGUCACUAAGGACGAGCUAGACAAUGCUCGGCUCAGCCUGGACUCGGAGCUUGCGGCGUACUUCACGCACUUGCCAUUGGACAUUGGCGUCUUCGCGAAAGCGAACAUCCAUCCCCGUAAGAAAGCAAGGCAAGCUCGCGGUUCCGGCGGCGAGGGCGAGGGCGAGGGCGAGGGCGAUGGCGAUGGCGAUGGCGAUGGCGAGGGCGAGGGCGAGGGCGGUGGCGAUGAAGGAAGUCCAGACAGCGGUAGUGAGCUGGACAUUCGCAUGGAGAGCCCUUCUCCUCCUGCUCGGCCUAAACCUAAGCCGGCUUACAGGCGGUUGAAGAAUCCCGAGCCGGACACGAGGAAGGGAGAUGCCCCGUUGACCGAGGAAGAGCAGCACAUCGCACAAGCUAUCGCCCCAAAGGGCAAGGCUAAAGAAAAGCCUGCGUCGAAGAAGUCGGUAGUCAUUGAAAGCCCGGAGGCCUCGGAGCAGGAGAACGUGUCUGUUCGCUCGGGAUCGGCAGAGAAGGAGGAUAGGUCUAGGCAGGGGGGAAAGGGGAAGGAUGUUGUGCGCGGUAAGAAGAAGGCAUAUGUGGAGAUCAGCGUUACAAGGGGCAAGAAUACGUCCAAGUCCAAGAUAGUCGCUUCAAGUUCGGAAGAUGAGCAAGAUGACGAUGACAAGGUGGACGAGCUCGAAUCAUCGGACGAUGACGGUGGCUCCCGGUUCUCGGUGCAGGGAGCAGAUGAGGACGGCGUGGAUGACUCGGAUGAUGUGGUGGAGAUAUCUACGAAGGACGUGAAGAAACACCGUAAAGGGAAGGGCUCUCAAGUAAAGGCUCGAGCGCGCGUCAAGGCUGCAGACCUGCCCAUUGAUAUCCGUCCACUUGUCACCGCUGCUCAGAACUUCCUCCGGCUUCGCCUUGCACUCAAAAACGCGUGGACCAGCGACUCCUCUGUGGCAAGUUCCCGUCUGCUGGACAACAUGCAGCUCGUCGUCACUGCCUUGAAGGAGGCUCGUGACAUGCGCGACAAGGACGGCAAGAGGGUGAAGAGUAUGCGGGUCACAUAUAAUGAAGUGCAGGAUAAGAAGGGGCACGAGGGAGAUACACUGAGAAAGAAUGUCCAAACAGUGGUCUGGACGGUCGCCUCUCAGUUUCGAUUCGACGUAAAGAAGAAAGCGAAGAGCGUGGUCGAACACGCAUACGGGCUGAACAGCCUGUCGGUUCAGCAACGGAUAUCGCUCGCCCAAUGGCUCCUCAAAACUCACCUGAUGAAGGUCAAGGGUGGCAAGCGUGAGAUCCCUAACUUCGUGUUCAGUGACAUGAGGAUUAUCUGGAACGCGAAGGAUAAGCUAGACAAGGAGAAAUGCUCUGUCAAGUCAGAGCUUCUGUUUAGGCAUCCUGCAAUCUCGGAGAUAAUCGUGCAGCAGUGGUUCCAGGGUCAUGCCACAGGCGUGCCUGUCGACCGCUUCAGCGCGGUCCCAGACAAUCUCAUCGCUUUGGUCUGCAACUCGAUAGAUGCUGCGUUGAGCGAGAUAGCGUUCGGGAAUCAAGUAGUGUUCACCAACAGGGCCUUCGCACCAAAGUGGGACGAUCUUAUGUCAAUACUCGAAGCUACGCAGAAGAACGUGCCCGACUACUACGCUGACAUGAAGAAGCAAUUGUGGGCUCGUAUAAGCUCCAGAAUUGAAGGCGAUGAUGAGGAAGAUUCGGACCAGGACGACGGGGAGGACUUCGUUAAGUGGACGAAGCUCCAGGACAUGGUGCUCGAGGCGCCCACCGCCCCCUCGUCCUCAAACACGGGUCCGGUGUCAUCGUCGAGUACUGCGGCGAAGCCCUCGUCCGCCGGCAAACCUACAUCGUCAAAGGGGAGAACCAGCGGGGCGCAGGCAUCCUCGAGCAAGACGGUUCUUCCAGCUGAGCCUGGUGUGAGCAGCGACGGAGAGCAAGCGGGCACAGAGGGACAGGAGCGCGAGUAUAUGCCUGAUACUCUUAUGUCUUCUAGGGCUGACAUUGCGACACACAGCUGUCUGAACUCCAAGGGUACGACAGCUCAUUUAUCUUCGCUCUGGGCACUCACCUAA